Molecule: messenger RNA, 1845 nt
Organism: Aureobasidium uvarum
Lineage: Eukaryota; Fungi; Ascomycota; Dothideomycetes; Dothideales; Saccotheciaceae
Source: the annotation of a GenBank genome assembly
AUGCCGCACUCCAAGUACGACAGCCCCGACAAUGACCCCGACGACGCUCAUGUCUUCAAUCCAUUCUUCACCAACGACACACGCCAUGGCUUCAAUCGCCAACCGCUUGAAAAUAGGCAGCAUGUCAUCAGACGCUUAAAGACAAGGGCAACUGUCGACACACAUCAGGAACCACCCCCGUCGCCCACGCGGACACUCCUGGACCACGACAGCAAUGCCCUGGGCCUCGACAUCCCACGACCACGCUCUGCCUUGCACCGUGGCGACUUUCGAGAAGACGACGAUUCGCAAAAUACUAUCGCGACAUCUCCCGUAGUCCCAUGGCAUACCCAGUCGCAACUCCUGCCCCGCCCGCGAGCUGCUUCUCAGGCUUCCCUGUCUGGCAGCUUCUCUUACCAGCCGCCCACAAGUCCGCUCGUCCACCAGGCCAAUGCCAACGACAUGCCCGACCACGACUCACCUCACUUCACCCCAACGAGAAACCCCCAUGUUUCUCUGCACCGGCAUUCCUCGUUGCGUGCUUUUCCCUAUCAGGCACAUCAGCCUCGCCGCUCUAUCGGCUCAAUCUCCUCUUUGACCAUGUCACCAUAUCCCUCAGCUCGGCGUCCGUCCAUCUCGGAUGCAUCACCCCUACAACACGCACCCAUGGUUGGUUCAUACGAGGAGAGCAUUCUUAGGGGUCGCAUGUCUACGACCCCGUCAAAGCCCCUUGACUUUGUCGCUCAGAUCGGUGUGCUCGGAAAAGGUGACUGCAAGCCAAGUCUGAAAUGUCCGCCUCACCUCUCGAUUCCAUUUCCUGCCGUCUUCUACAGCUAUGCAUCUGGAACAACCACGGACCCAGAACCAAGCCCAUACGUCGGCAUGCUGGACUUGGAAAACACCUUGAAAAAGGCUGAUGACCCUGAGACUGCUGCGCCUCGCCGACGACGAAGACAUCAUCACGACCAAGACCACAACAAAACUAUAUCACACAGUUCAACGGAGAUCAACAACUUGGAUCAUGAUAAAAUGCAUCGACGUCAGCACAAACUCCAAAAGAGGACAAACACAGCAGCACCAGUAGGAUCAUAUCGCAUUCCUGAAGUCGGCCAACUGCAGAUCGUCAUCAAGAAUCCAAACAAGACUGCUGUCAAACUCUUUCUUGUCCCAUAUGACCUGUCGGACAUGCCUCCCGGUACAAAGACAUUCAUUCGCCAACGAUCAUACUCUGCUGGUCCCAUCAUUGAUCAGCCAAUCUCCAAUCUUAGCCGGUUUCCAGAUGUCAGCAUCACCGAUAAACCAAUUCUCCGAUAUCUGAUUCAUCUGAACAUUUGCUCCACGCAGAAAGGACGAUACUACCUCUAUGGCGGUGUGAGAGUCGUCUUUGCAAAUCGAGUACCAGACGGAAAAGAAAAGCUACGCACAGAGAUGCAAAUGCCCGAGCCAAGAUAUGUUGCCUGGAAACCAGCAACUGCCACAACAGACAUCAUCGAUGUGGCAACCAAGGCAAAGGAAGAUGCAAAGAGACGUCGUAGCGCUGUCUUUCCCUCGCAUGCUUCGUCCUUUGACAUGUUCCCCCAGCCUUCUUCUGGCUCGGUCGACAGCACAACAUCGUUCCAGCACUUCUCCUUCGGGCCUCAGCACGAGCAUCUGCCAACGCUGGAAAGCCGACCUCAGAGUCGCGGCGCCAUGGACGUUGACAGCGAAGCCUUCAACACUGUCCACAGCAUCGCGCGGGCAAGAGAAGAAAGAGGCGAAGAAGCAUUCAUCUUUGGAAGACGGGACGGAAAUGUUGACGUUAAGACGCGACAGGAGAGUCUGCUAUCCAGAAAGCUCAGAGAUCUGGAAGUCAGGGGGCACAAGUGA